GAGCUUCCUGGUGCGAAUACGUCAUCGCAGCCGCAGUAACAGCAUGGGACCUCGGUAGUGCGGAGGAGACACAUCAGACUUCGCGGUUCGGCGCACUCCAAAAAACCAAAAGGAUCGGAUCUUAUUUCUUGUGAUUGGCAUUACCAGCACUGUUGCAAGGUCACCGGGUCGCCAUGGGGAAGGGGUGCAAGGUGGUGGUCUGCGGCUUGGCUUCGGUGGGGAAGACUGCGAUCCUGGAGCAGCUACUUUACGGGAAUCACACUGUCGGCUCGGAGUCCGGCGAAACGGUGGAGGACGUGUACGUGGCGUCCGUGGAGACGGACCGCGGCGUCAAGGAGCAGUUGCGCCUGUACGACACCAGGGGGCUCCACGACAGCCUGGAGCUGCCCAAGCACUACUACUCGGUGGCCGACGGCUUCGUGCUGGUCUACAGCGUGGACAGCCUGGAGUCCUUCAAGAAGGUGGACCUGCUCAAGAAGGAGAUCGACAAGUCCAGGGACAAGAAGGAGGUGGCGGUCAUCGUGCUGGGGAAUAAGACGGACCUGCGGGACCGGCGGCAGGUGGAGGCGGAGACGGCGCAGGUGUGGGCGCGGGGGGAGAAGGUGAAGCUGUGGGAGGUGAGCGUGACGGAGCGCUCCUCCCUCAUCGAGCCCUUCACCGUGCUCACCAGCCGCCUCACCCAGCCCCAGAGCAAGUCCGCCUUCCCCCUGCCCGGCCGCAAGAGCAAGGGCACGCCAUCCAACGACAUCUGAGCCGCUGCCGCCGCCAUUACGGCUCUGGAGGGAGGGGGAUUAGCGCAUCGCCGAUGGAGGGUGGGCAGGGGAGGGCAGCCAUUUUGGCUCCACUGUUUGUGAAUGGGGGUCGGAAAAAAGCACAUUUAUAUUACAGAUUUAAGGGGAUGGCAGCCAUUUUGGCUCCACUGUUUGUGAAUGAGGGGCGGGAACAAGCACAUUACAUUACAGAUGGGGGGGCGGGGCGGGGCGGGGGGGGCAGUGGUAGCCUUUUUGGCUCAAGCACUUUGGAGAAGCAAUGAGAAAGUGAAGCCAUAAACAAUCAGUCAAUGACUCAUUAAUUAGCCAAUCAAAUUAUUCCAUUCCCCAUAGCAACAUGUUUUAUGAUUGGUUGAUAAUCAGCGAAUCAGUGAUAGCGCUCCACCAAUGCUGGGGUUUGUGAAGCCUCAGUCUCCCAUUGCUACAUUGCAGAGGAAAAAACAAACAGAUUAUGGGGAAGUAGAUAGGGCAGCCAUUUUGGCUCAAAAACUAAGUACAAGCACAUUAUGAAGAGAUCAGGCUAGAAAGUAGUAAAGGAAGAGCUGAUAUCACAUAUUAUGUAAUAAUAUACUCUGCUUUGAUUGGUCAGUUGCUCACUCUUCCUGCGACUGGUCAUUGCGCUUUUCUUACAAUUGUGAGAGUGUGUGUGUUCUUUUUGUCUUUUUUUAAAUGUUUCCUAGAAAAGAGUUUUAUUUUUGGUAAUUUACUUUUUGCACUUUACCGAUGAAGAAGCACAGGAGGUGGUUUUGGUGGAGGGUACAGUGUGUGAUGAUUUGAGGGGGGAAAAAACCCUUAGAUAUGUAGCUUGUCUUCAUUAACACUGUGAUACCCAACCUAUUAAAAGAAUGUGAAUUCA
Anguilla rostrata (American eel) is the source of this 1626-nucleotide messenger RNA. It is a transcript of the gene nkiras1, whose product is annotated as NFKB inhibitor interacting Ras-like 1. Lineage: Eukaryota; Metazoa; Chordata; Actinopteri; Anguilliformes; Anguillidae. Gene Ontology annotation, molecular function: GTPase activating protein binding; GTP binding; GTPase activity. The record is from RefSeq and is a predicted model, not a curated record. Gene Ontology annotation, biological process: canonical NF-kappaB signal transduction; Ral protein signal transduction. The transcript is spliced from 4 exons. The coding region runs from base 174 to 752 and encodes 192 amino acids.